Messenger RNA from Salvelinus namaycush (lake trout), 4173 nucleotides. Its product is annotated as pre-mRNA-splicing factor ATP-dependent RNA helicase DHX15. The record is from RefSeq and is a predicted model, not a curated record. Gene Ontology annotation, molecular function: RNA helicase activity; RNA binding; ATP binding. NCBI's taxonomy places the organism in Eukaryota, Metazoa, Chordata, Actinopteri, Salmoniformes, Salmonidae. Bases 1095 to 3206 code for a protein of 703 amino acids. Gene Ontology annotation, cellular component: spliceosomal complex; intracellular anatomical structure. The transcript has 13 exons.
CCCAUGGCACUUAUUGUAAGAGUAGGGGUGUUAACCCCGGUGUUCUAGCUAAAUGCCCAAUUUGGCCUUCAUACCAUCAUCUCCAGUUUACAAUUGGCUCAUUCAUCCACCUCCUCUCCCCUGUAACUAUUCCCAAGGUCGUUGCUGUAAAUGAGAAUGUGUUCUCAGUCGACUUACCUGGUAAAAUAUGGGUUAAAGAAACAUAACACACUGUUAACUAGCUAAGUCACAGACUUGAUACAUUUCUAUAAUAGUUUAUAUAAUCCCUAGCUAUAUAAAAUGUCUCAUUUGUAUAUCAUCUGAUGAUUCAGUUGUCAGUGGACAUCAACGUGGUGCUGAAACACAUGGCCAACUUUGUCAGAACAAGAUUCAUUCAUUAAUUAAGUCCUUUGCAAUAAUUGGGUACUGAAAUGUCAACAUUCUAGGCCCAUAAGAACAUGACAUGAGUUCUGAAGGGUCAACUGGUGUUUGUAUGUAUGUACCCAAGCCAACAUGAUGUCCUAGGAAAUAGUGCAGGUGCUCAUGACACCGGCUACAUUGCUAAGACCAGUUUUAGCUUUUUGCCAAUUCUUCAAAUGGAGUCUUCAACAUUGGUCUGGUCAAAGAAGGAAAUUCAAUACUUUGGUUCUGGGGUGCAGACGUGUUGUAGCAUAAUAAAAAGGAAAUAAAGAUAUCACCCAUUUGUAAAAGGAAAGUGUUCCCCUUUUGACUUUUGAUAUUUUAGCCUAUUAAUUUCUUUAUUAAUGUGACCUUUGCAUGCAGCACUUGAUUACAUCCUUCUGCAGCGUGAAAGGGAAAUGCGCAGUAACCUUUUCAUGUUAUUUGAGGAAAAGGACAUGACAUAGCCGAACCGCGGCACAUUGUAGGAUCUGAGCUGUCCUAUUUCUGUGUUGGUUGUUGGGUUCAUUCCAUUUUGGAAUGGUGAUGGGAAAAGAGAAGGGAAUGGGGCCUGGCCGAUAUAUAAAAAAAAAUAAGCUUUGUCUAGUCUGUCACACUACUCACAUUCAUGCCUCAACCACAGGCGAGACCGCGACAGGGACCGCGACGAGCGGUCGAAGGACAGGCACAGAGACCGGGAUGUCAAGCCCUCUGGCAUGGCCCUGAACCCGGCUGUUGGCAGCGCAGGCCUCUCCCACAAGCAGACGGCCAUGCAGCAGCAGAUCAACCCGUUCACCAACCUGCCCCACACGCCGCGUUACUACGAGAUCCUGAAGAAGAGGCUGCAGCUGCCAGUGUGGGAGUACAAGGAGCGCUUCAACGACAUCCUGGGACGCCACCAGAGCUUCGUGCUCGUCGGAGAGACGGGCUCCGGCAAGACCACGCAGAUCCCGCAGUGGUGUGUGGACAUGGUGAAGGGGUUGGGCGGACCUAAGAAGGCAGUGGCCUGUACCCAGCCCAGGAGGGUGGCAGCCAUGAGCGUGGCCCAGAGGGUGGCCGACGAGAUGGACGUAAUGCUGGGCCAGGAGGUCGGUUACUCCAUUCGAUUUGAGGACUGCAGCUCGGCCAAGACCUUCCUCAAGUACAUGACAGACGGUAUGUUGCUGCGGGAGGCCAUGAACGACCCUCUACUGGAGCGCUACGGCGUCGUCAUCCUGGACGAGGCCCACGAGAGAACGCUUGCCACAGACAUCCUCAUGGGUGUCCUCAAAGAGGUGGUCCGACAGAGGUCAGACCUCAAGGUCAUCGUCAUGAGCGCCACGCUGGAUGCCGGCAAGUUCCAGGUGUACUUUGACAGCUGUCCACUGCUGACCAUCCCGGGACGCACGCACCCGGUAGAGAUCUUCUACACGCCGGAGCCCGAGAGGGACUACCUGGAGGCAGCCAUCCGCACCGUUAUCCAGAUCCACAUGUGUGAAGAGGAGGAGGGCGACUGUCUGCUCUUCCUCACUGGACAAGAGGAAAUCGACGAGGCCUGCAAGCGCAUCAAGAGGGACAUCGACGACCUGGGACACGACGCGGGGGACAUCAAAAUCAUCCCGUUGUACUCGACGCUGCCGCCCCAGCAGCAACAAAGGAUCUUUGAGCCGCCACCACCCCGCAAGCCCAGCGGAGCCAUCGGGAGGAAGGUCGUGGUUUCAACAAACAUCGCCGAGACAUCCCUGACCAUCGACGGCGUGGUGUUUGUAAUUGAUCCCGGAUUUGCCAAGCAAAAGGUAUAUAACCCUCGUAUCAGAGUGGAGUCCCUCCUGGUGACGGCCAUCAGCAAAGCCUCGGCCCAGCAGAGGGCGGGGCGCGCCGGGAGGACACGCCCAGGGAAGUGCUUCCGCCUCUACACAGAGAAGGCCUACAAGACCGAGAUGCAGGACAACACGUAUCCAGAGAUUUUGAGGUCCAACCUGGGUUCGGUCGUGCUGCAGCUCAAGAAGCUAGGUAUCGACGACUUGGUACAUUUCGACUUCAUGGACCCACCAGCACCGGAAACCCUGAUGCGGGCCCUGGAGCUGCUCAACUACGUGGCGGCGCUCAACGAUGACGGCGACUUGACGGAGCUCGGCUCCAUGAUGGCCGAGUUCCCCCUAGACCCGCAGCUAGCCAAGAUGGUGAUUGCCUCCUGCGAGUUCAACUGCUCCAAUGAGAUCCUGUCCAUCACAGCCAUGCUGUCAGUCCCACAGUGCUUCGUACGACCCACGGAGGCUAGGAAGGCGGCCGACGAGUCCAAGAUGCGUUUCGCCCAUAUUGACGGAGACCACCUGACCCUCCUCAAUGUCUACCACGCCUUCAAACAGAACCAUGAGUCGACACAGUGGUGCUACGACAACUUUGUGAACUACAGGUCGCUGAUGUCGGCCGACAACGUGCGCCAGCAGCUGUCCCGGAUCAUGGACCGCUUCAGCCUGCCCCGCCGCAGCACAGAGUUCACCAGCAGAGACUACUACAUCAACAUUCGCAGAGCGCUGGUCACAGGAUUCUUCAUGCAGGUAGCCCAUUUGGAGCGUACAGGCCACUACCUGACUGUGAAGGACAACCAGGUGGUCCAGCUGCACCCCUCCACUGUGCUGGACCACAAGCCGGAGUGGGUGAUGUACAAUGAGUUUGUGCUGACCACCAAGAACUACAUCCGCACCUGCACCGACAUCAAACCAGAGUGGCUGGUGAAAAUCGCCCCGCAGUACUAUGAGAUGGGUAACUUCCCCAACUGUGAAGCCAAGAGACAGUUGGAGCGCAUCGUUGCUAAAAACUCAACCAAGGAAUACUCUCCGUACUAACACUACAAGUGUGUAUGAGAACAAUACCAUCACCACCAGCACUAAGGAAAUCUGAACUCUUUAUCUGAGCACUCUUCAUUUUCUUCAAAAGCAUUUUCUUCUCAUUGGUUCAUAAUGUAUUAUUUUCAUACUUUUUGUUUGGGUCUUCCUUAUUUUGACCACCUGUAGUCAUUUGUGAGUAACAGGUGGUUGGCACUGCGGCUGAUCCGGGUGGGAGUUAGCGGUCAACACAAUUACUGCCAUUGACCAUGGUAAAGCAUGACCAUUUAUGUAGAUGUUGACAUUCCUUUUUAGAAAGUGUGAACUCUUACUGAAAUGUACUUAGGUAGAGACAUUGCAUGCUAAUUCAUUGAACAAACUUUGACUUCAAUUUAAGGAAAAAUACCAGCGUGGACGGUUUAGCACCCACCGUCUUGCUUGUAUAGCUAACAGACUUUGGUGUUAUGUUAGGGGGAGGGGCUCAAUAGGUUGAAAUGUUAACAACGUAAUUGUCUUGUGUUUUAUAUAUUGUUUUUGAGGUUGGAAUAAUACUGUGAAAAUCAUAAUGCCCUUUUAGUGUAAGAGCUGUUUGAAAAGAGCCUGACAUUUCAGCCUGUUUUGAUGGGAUGGACUUUUGUAAAUUAGUUGAUAGACCAAUAAGAAAGAGUUCCACACCUCUGCCAAUUACAGCUAGUUUUUCGUUUUCCCCUCGCCACUCAAACCACUCCCAGACAGUCCAAGCUAAGUUCUUGCUUGAGAAAUUGCUUUCUUUUUGACCAUUUUAAUUGAAAACUAUCACAGUAAGGUACUUAGUUAACAAGAAAGGUUUGAUAUUGAUAUAAAAACAGAUGCAUUGGGCCUUUAAUGUAUUUUAAUGUUAAUGGACACAAGGGCGCUCCCCUUGUGUGAACAAAUGUGAGAUUAUAGUGGUGUGCGGACUGGGAAAUCACCUGGUCAUCCAUUUUAAAUUACAUGAAUAAACUGUAAU